Molecule: messenger RNA, 3156 nt
Organism: Trichoderma citrinoviride
Lineage: Eukaryota; Fungi; Ascomycota; Sordariomycetes; Hypocreales; Hypocreaceae
Product: acetyl-CoA synthetase-like protein
Exons: 3
Coding region: 1-3156 (1051 amino acids)
Source: RefSeq, a predicted model, not a curated record
AUGCGUCCGUUUGCGAAGGCCAAUGUCGAUUUCUUCUCUGCGGAGAGAAAGGAGAACUACAUCCACUCUCUGCCAGAGCUGGUUGACUUCAAUGCUGUCCACAACCCCGAUCACCUUCUCUGCAUUCAGGCUCGAUCAAACGCGCCAUGGGUUAAGGUCACCAAUGCCCAAUUCAAGGUCGCUAUCGACCAGUGCGCCCAAUGGAUUACGGACAAUGUCAAGCUGCCGGAGAUUAAGACAAAGAAUGGCCUUACAGAAAGACCGCCAGUUGCUUUGCUGAUGGAGAGUGACUUUGGUCUUUUAGUGCACCAGUUUGCUCUCGUGUCCAUGGGAAUCCCCCCGCUUGUCCUCUCCGCCCGUCUGAGUCCUGAGGCCAUCUUCCACCUCCUGAAAAGCACUGAAGCUUCAUCCCUCAUCGUUUCUCAGAGAGUCGCCUUGGCCACAAAGGGAGCUUUCGGCAACGUCAAGAUCAUCGACAUUCACGUUGGUCAGCCGUACAGCACUUUCUAUGAUGUCUCAGCAGACAAAGCGGUGAAGAGACAGUCUGUUUACCCGGACAAUGUCGACGCCAACAUUGUGCUUCUGCAUUCCUCUGGAACGACAGGCCUUCCAAAGCCGAUCGCCCUCACUCACAGACAGCUCGUAUUUUCCGUCAGUCACGGUGACUUUGAUACGGAGGAGGAGGCUCAAGGCAUUGUUAUUUCUACACUACCCUUGUUCCACGGAUUUGGCCUUCUGGCCCCAGGACUGUCGAUGGCCAUUGGAAAGACAGUGUGUUUCCCUGCUUCUGACGGAAUUCCCGAUGCGGAAUCGAUUGUCGACCUUAUCAACACCUCUGGCGCAACCGGCAUGCUGACUGUGCCUUUUCUGCUCGAAGACAUGGCUGCUCUGCCGAAUGAAGUUGGUCUGAAGGCUCUGGCCAAAUUGGACUUUGUUGGAACGGGAGGAAGUGCUCUGAGCGCUGGCUUCGGAGCAUCUGCAGCAGCUGCGGGCAUCAAGCUACUGAACCUCUACGGGACGACGGAAACAGGCCCGUUGACGAAGACAUUUGCGCCCAAAGAUGGCUACGAUUGGAAGUACUUCAGACUGCGAAAGGACAUGCUUUUCAAGGUCACAGAGCUCCCGCCCAUUAAUGGCGAGAAAAGGUUUAGACUUACAGUCUUCCCUUUCGGCGCUGAGAAGCCAUUCGAGAUUGCAGAUCAACUAAUUCGAAGCGAAAAGUUCCCCGAGACGGAUUUUGCCGCCGUGGGACGAGACGACGAUGUGGUCGUACUUGCGACUGGUGAAAAGGUCAACCCAUUACUGCUGGAAACUGCCUUGACUGAGUCUGGAUUGGCCAAGUCGGCAAUAGCCUUUGGUGAGAAUCAGUUCGAAAUUGGUGUCAUUGUGGAGCCUGCAAGUCCCAUCAACGACGAUGAAAAGGAGGACUUUAAGAAGGAGAUCUGGCCUAUCAUUGUCCAGGCUGGAGAGCGCAUGGAUGCCACCGCGAGGAUCUACUCGCCCAUUGCCGUCAUUGUCGUUCCGUCGACCGUCACAAUUCCGAGAACCGACAAGGGAUCGAUUGCUCGAAAAGAGGUCUUUAAACUGUUUGAGGCUGAAAUCGCGCAGGUGUAUCAGGACCUCGAGAAUGGCGCCAUUGAGGAAGCACCGCUCAACUACGACCACCUGGAGCAGGAGCUCAAAGAACUAAUUCAGAAGCGAUUGAAACUGCGAGUCAAGGCCGAUGCGUGGACAAUUGAUGACAAUCUCUUCUACUUGGGACUCGACUCUCUACAAGCAACAACGCUGCGACGAAUUCUUCUUUCAGCUGCUUCAAAAACGCCUCAGGAUGUGAUUGGAAAGGAUUUCAUAUACGUGAAUCCCACAGUCAAAGCCAUUGCGAAUGCUCUAAGACAAGUCAGUGGUUCUACGGACACAGAGAGCGUAUCUGUUGCAAAGGAAGUUGAAAGCUAUGCUCAACAGUAUUCCACCAAAGGCCUUCAAAUUCAGGACGGAGCCCCUGGGGCCUUCUCCAAGCUUAUCCAGGGAGCAGUGGUGCUUCUGACAGGCAGUUCAGGAGGUCUGGGAUCCCACGCUCUGGGAGAGCUUGCCAAGUCCCCUCAAGUCGGCAAGGUUGUCUGUCUGCAGCGAAAACGCCCAGGCAGCGUCAUCAGCCCUAUUCCAGGAGCGGCCAAAGUCGAUAGAGUCGCUUUAGAGACGAAGGGCAUCAAACUGACCGACGAUCAAUGGGCAAAGAUCACGGCCCUGGAAAUUGACCCGACCGCAGACAGCUUGGGACUUCCUCCAAUGGUCAUCGGCAUGAUGUCCAGGACAAUCACUCACGUCUUACACGCAGCUUGGCCCAUGGACUUUCACAUGCGGCUGCCAUCCUUCGGCUACCAGUUCGCCUACCUCAAGAACCUUGUGAAAGUCGCUGUUGAAGCACCGCAAAAGGUCCGAUUCCUCUUCAUCUCGUCCAUAUCUGCCCUCGCCAAGCUGGGGCUCAUCGCUCCUGGGAAGACCAUUCCGGAAGAGCCGCUGGACGUGGAAAGCGCCGCCUGUGGCAUCGGAUACGCCGAUGCAAAGUUAGUCUGUGAGAAGAUGCUCGAAGAGGCGGCCUCACUCUACAGUAACAACCUGGAGGUCACAAUUGUCCGAUGCGGACAGCUGACUGGCUCUCGGAAGACGGGAGCCUGGAAUGUGACUGAGCAGAUCCCCAUGCUUGUCCGCACCUCGCAGGGCUUAGGAAUCCUACCGACGAUUGAAGGCACUGUUUCCUGGAUCCCAGUAGAUGAUGCCGCGGCAACGGUGGCGGAACUCCUGCUCGCCCCAGAUGCCCCAGGCUUGGUCGCCCACGUGGAGAACCCCGUCAGACAACCGUGGACAGAGGUCUUGGGCAUUAUCGGGAACGAGCUCGGCAUCACAGAUACACUCCUCUUUGACGACUGGCUGGAGCAGGUCGCCUCUACGAACGAUAGGGACGCCGACGCUUAUCCCGUUAAGAAACUGUACGAGUUCUUUAAGCUUUACUUCCGCAUCGCGUCUUCUGGGGCGGUCGUCAUGGGCACCGAUGUGAGCCGCAAAAGCUCGGCUACACUGCGUAGUCUCAAGGCCUUGGAUAAGGAAACCAUUGCUGGAUACGUCAAUUAUUGGAGAUCAGUAGGGUACCUCACUUAA